UCCUCUUUCCUUCCUAAACACUGUGGACACCACAGCUCCCAGGGGGCUGACAAUCUGGCCAGAGAAGGAACAGGAUCACACUCCCGUCAGGACCCCCACCCCUCCAAGAAACAUGAACCGGAAAGACAGCAAAAGGAAGUCUCAUCAGGAAUGCUCUGGGAAGGCAGGAGGACGGGGUCGGCCACGACAGGCCCGCCGCCACAAGACGUGCCCCACCCCCCGGGAAAUCAUCAAGGUUAUGGCUUCCAUGAAUCUGGGGGUGCUGAGUGAAGGCAGCUGCAGUGAAGAUGAGCUACUGGAGAAAUGUAUUCAGUGCUUCGACUCAGCUGGCAACCUACGCCGUGGGGACCACAUUCUCAAGAUGGUGCUGAUGAUGCACAGCUGGGUGCUGCCAUCCUCAGACUUCGCUGCCCGGCUGCUGACCUCAUAUCCUCCCACAAUCUACCAGAAGGCUGCCAAAGAUGCACAGGAGCUAAGACAGCUACAGAUCUGUCACCUGGAGAGCCUGUACCGAGAUAUGCAUCAUCAGAUUGGCUCCUACGGUCUCCCUAUACCUGUGCUAGCCACCCUAACUCAAAUUCCUUGUCUCCUGUCAUCCCUCCCUGCCCCCUAUCCUGCCCCCACCCUCCAUGUCCCCCCAAACCCUCAGCUCUUGAGCCACUCCAGUAGCCUGUCCAUCUUGGCCUCCAGACUGAGUCCCGGAGGACCCGGCCCCCCACCUCUCAUGAGCAGCCCAGGCUUGGGCAAGAAGCGCAAAGUCUCCUUGCUGUUCGAUCACCUGGAGUCAGAGGAGCUGGCUCAACACCUCACUUACCUCGAGUUCCGGUCCUUCCAGGCCAUCACGCCCCAAGACCUGCGGGGCUAUGUUUUGCAGGGCUCAGUGAGGGGUUGUCCCGCUCUGGAAGGUUCUGUGGGUCUGAGCAACAGUGUGUCCCGCUGGGUGCAGGUCAUGGUGCUGAGCCGUCCUGGGCCCACACAGCGUGCCCAGGUACUGGACAAAUUCAUUCAUGUGGCAAAGAGGCUUCGCGAGCUACAGAAUUUCAACACGUUGAUGGCAGUCACGGGGGGGCUGUGCCAUAGUUCCAUCUCCAGACUCAAGGACUCCUACACCCACCUGAGCCCCGACAGCACGAAGGCCCUUCUGGAGCUGACGGAACUCCUCGCCUCCCACAACAACUAUGCCUGCUACCGCCGCAUCUGGGCCAGCUGUACUGGCUUCCGGCUGCCGGUACUGGGUGUACACCUCAAGGACCUGGUGUCCCUGUAUGAGGCCCAUCCAGACAGAUUGCCAGAUGGCCGCCUCCACCUACCCAAGCUGAACAGCCUCUACCUACGGCUACAGGAGCUGGCAACACUCCAGGGACAGCAUCCCCCCUGCAGUGCCAACGAGGACCUGCUACAUCUGCUGACGCUCUCCCUGGAUCUCUUCUACACAGAAGAUGAGAUCUACGAGCUUUCUUAUGCCCGGGAACCACGUUGUUCCAAGAGCCUGCCACCCUCCCCCUACAAAGCACCUCUGGUGUUGGAGUGGGCCCAUGGUGUGACACCAAAGCCAGACAGUGUGACCCUGGGUCAGCAUGUGGAACAGCUGGUGGCGUCUGUGUUCAAGAACUACGACCCAGAAGGCCAUGGCACCAUCUCUCUGGAGGACUUUGAGCGACUGUCAGGCAAUUUCCCCUUUGCCUGCCACGGGCUUCACCCGCCUCCCCGCCACGGGAGCGGCUCCUUCAGCAGAGAGGAGCUGACAGAAUACCUGCUCCGUGCCAGCGCCAUCUGCUCCAAGCUGGGCCUGGCCUUCCUGCACACCUUCCAUGAGGUCACCUUCCGCAAGCCCGCCUUCUGUCACAGCUGCAGUGGCUUUCUCUGGGGUGUCAACAAGCAAGGUUAUCGUUGUCGGGACUGCGGGCUGUGUUGUCACAGACACUGCAGGGACCAAGUGAGAGUGGAGUGUAAGAAGAGGCCGGAGACGAAGGGCGAUCCUGGUCCCCCAGGAGCGCCUGUGCCAGCCACACCACACCCUCCUGCCAGCUGUGGCUCUGAGGAAAACCUCUCCUAUACACUAUCCCCGGAUGCUGAGUCUGGUUGCCGCCUUCGCCAUGCUUGGACCCAGACGGAGUCCUCACACUCUUCCUGGGAGACAGAGAUGGUGCCCUCCCCAGCACCAGUUCCAUCGUCCAACGCUUCCUCGAAGCCCAGUGCCUGAACAGCAUCUGGAGUCCCUUCCCUCCCUCCCGGACCACCGUCUCAUCCACACCCACACUGCCUCUGACAAACACCCAUCAUCUUUUACCCUGCACCGACUGUCAAUCAUUCUCCUCCCCCUCACUUAGCAUCUGCGGCUCAGGGUUGGAUGAAUUUGGACUCAGGCCGUGUCGUCUCCCCAGCCCCCCCACUCCCCAGAUAAGGAGACUAAAGCUUAGUAAGGUUAAGCUUCCUGCUCAAAAUGUGGGAGGCAAGACUCACACUGUUUCCAAAUGAAGCUCUGGACCAGUGGACCACCGGGACUGUUGGCAUGUGUCUGGCGGUUAUGAGAAUGGAGGGGACAGAGUCCUAACCAAUGUCAGGAGAAACGCUGGUGUGGGCAGGAAAUACCUUCCUCUGCUCAGGGCUUCCGCACCGUGCUCAAGGUAAAACCCGGUCCUGUGGUUUACAAAGCUCCGCGAGGCCUGUCCCCACCACUGUCUUCCCUUUCCACAUCUUACCUCCUGCCCAUCCUCGUCCGCCUACACUGGCCUCUAUGUUCCUAGAACAUGCCCAAAGUACUCCUGCCCCGGGGCCUUUGCACUGGAGGGUCCCUUUAUCUGGAAUGCUGUUUACCAGAGGUCUAUAUGACUCACCUGCCUUAGAGCUUUGCUCAAGGAACAUCCCCUUGACGAGGCUUCCUGACCUCAGAGAUGUCACACAUCCAUGUUCUGACCUCCUUCCUGCUUUAUUUCCCCCUGUGGUGCUUUGGUCCUCUAGCAGACUAGACAUUUCACCUAUUUAUCUUGUUAACCGCCUGCUCUCCUCACCAGGAAGAGCUAGCAAAAGGCAGAUGUUCAUCUGUAUUAUCAUCCUGCUGUGUCCCGGCUGCCCAGUCCCUGUGAAGUGUUUGUCUGAUGCUUCAGUGUGUCUUUCCCCACACCCACGUGAAAAGCAAAAGGCUUAUCCAGACCUGGGGGCAGCAAUCCCCCUGCCCCUCCACAAACCCACACACCCUUGAGCUGGUCCCUCCAGAAACAGAUCCUACAACCAUCAAAAGAAUUAAAUUUAUUUUUCAGACAA
Peromyscus leucopus (white-footed mouse) is the source of this 3264-nucleotide messenger RNA. RefSeq names its product RAS guanyl releasing protein 4 (gene Rasgrp4). Gene Ontology annotation, biological process: Ras protein signal transduction; positive regulation of GTPase activity. The coding region runs from base 113 to 2203 and encodes 696 amino acids. The transcript is spliced from 16 exons. The record is from RefSeq and is a predicted model, not a curated record. Lineage: Eukaryota; Metazoa; Chordata; Mammalia; Rodentia; Cricetidae. Gene Ontology annotation, molecular function: guanyl-nucleotide exchange factor activity. Gene Ontology annotation, cellular component: plasma membrane.